AUGACGAGUAACGCGCAACCGGCAUCGUCGACGAAACCACCGCGACCAAGGUCACCGCACUUUCCGCCCCACAAUGCUCCUCGCGUCUGGUUCAUCACAAGAGGCGCAUCGCCCAUCGCAAUCGCGUUAGCACGGCAGGUGCUCGAGCAUGGCGAUUAUGUUGUCGCGGGCGUUAUGCCGAUUGAGUUUGAGAAGAGAGAGGGUCAAAGUGAAGACUUUCGUACAUUUCUCGAGGAUGUGAAGGCGACGGAUCGGUGGCGAGAGCAUUUGAGAGUUGUUGGACUUGAUAGCAGGGUGGUUGGGCAAUGCCAAGCAGCCGUCGCCGAGGCGGUAGAGGCGUUUGGGCGCAUCGACGUCUUGUUGUGCGCAGCAAGUGAAGCCGUGAUCGGUUCGGUUGAAGAGCUCGCGCAGACUAGUCGGACAAGGAGUCUAGUGGAUGAGAUCUUCGAGAUCAACUUCUUCGCCAACGUGAACAUCAUGAAAGCCGUGCUUCCCGUCAUGCGCGAACGGAAGAAUGGACAUAUCAUUGUCAUAACUGGAAUUACCGGCCAUCUUGGAACCCCUGGCUUGGGCAUGUAUUGCUCAUCGCAGUGGGCAGUUGAAGGAUACUGCGACAGCCUCGCCUACGAGAUUGCUCCUUUCAACGUCAAGAUGUCUCUGGUUCAAGCCAACAUGGAAGUCAACGUUCUCACUAAUCGCAUAACCUCUGUACCGCCCAUGUCCGAGUACCUACAAGGCGAGAACCCUGCGCCUCUAGCUCGCGAGAUCUUCUCUGGUCUGCUCGACAAGCUUGAACGCAUCGACAAUCCCGCUGCUCAUCCCUCAUUCGACGAGAACGCCACCAAGUCGCCUGGAGAAGAAAGCAUCGCAUCGGAUAUGAAUCCAGACGCCGAACCGACAAUGGGCGACCUGUUAAGCUCGGAUACCGUCACGAGUUUGUAUGCCCCGUUACCGAUGCGAGUCAAGAGUGAUCUGAUUGCGGAGACCGUGCAUGCGCUGACGGCAAUCGGUGGCCAUGAUAAUCCACCUGCACGGCACAUAGUGGGCUCCGAAGGUGUUACGGCUGUGAAGGAAAAGCUGAAGACGACGAGCGAAGAGUUGGAAGACUUCAUCGAAGUUAGUGGUGCCGUGGACAUUGUGCAAAGAGAUGGUGACGCAUCGAUUGGUAUGACCAUGGACCAUGGGAUGAUGUGA
Alternaria arborescens is the source of this 1194-nucleotide messenger RNA. RefSeq lists its product as hypothetical. The record is from RefSeq and is a predicted model, not a curated record. Lineage: Eukaryota; Fungi; Ascomycota; Dothideomycetes; Pleosporales; Pleosporaceae. The transcript has 2 exons. Bases 1 to 1194 code for a protein of 397 amino acids.